AUGGCUUUCGCUCGCAGAUCAGCUAUCCUCCCCGGAGGUCUAGGUGGGAUAAGCUCCAGCAUAGGCAAGAAGCUCAGAGAACAAGGCGCUCGCCUGGCUAUCCUCUAUGCCCCGUUCGAAGCUGCCCGUCGAGACGAGCUCCUCAGAUCCGGCUAUGGAGGAGUUUCCAGCGACGCAAUUCGUACCUAUGAAUGCGAUAUUACCUCCCCAGCAUCAGUUGAGUCUGCCUUUAGCGCCCUGGAGCGGGAAACAAUCAGACCAUCAACAACCCACAGCAACGGGGGCUUCCCGAGCAUCCUCAUCAACACCGCCGGAUAUGUCUCGCUCAGUGACAUGGAGGCGUUCGCGCGACUCUACUUUGCCGCCUCUAAGUCUGCAGAAUCAUCCGCGAACCCCUCCCCACCCGGCCGCAUUGUCAACAUUGCAUCGCAAGCUGCGCAUGUGGCACUACCGCGACAUGGGGCAUACUGUGCUUCCAAGGCUGCGUUGCUAGGAUUGACUCGCAGUAUGGCGUCGGAAUGGGGAGGACGAGGUAUCACUGCCAACUCGGUAUCCCCAACAGUGGCGUGGACGGCUCUCGGGAAGAAGGCUUGGGGGGAAGAGUCAGUGCGGGAGGGUUUUUUGAAGACUAUUCCCACUGGCAGGUUUGCGCUUCCUGAGGAGGUUGCGAAUGCCGUUGUCUUUCUUUGUCAGGAUUCGAGCGGCAUGGUUAAUGGUGCGGAUAUCAGAGUUGAUGCGGCUUUACUAUCCAAUAAUGCCUGGAAAUCUCUCAUAUGCCUGAGUCGGCUAUUUUAA
Messenger RNA from Aspergillus lentulus, 795 nucleotides. Its product is annotated as putative short-chain dehydrogenase/reductase. Gene Ontology annotation, biological process: fatty acid biosynthetic process. Lineage: Eukaryota; Fungi; Ascomycota; Eurotiomycetes; Eurotiales; Aspergillaceae. The record is from RefSeq and is a predicted model, not a curated record. Gene Ontology annotation, molecular function: quinone binding; acyltransferase activity, transferring groups other than amino-acyl groups; oxidoreductase activity, acting on the CH-OH group of donors, NAD or NADP as acceptor.